Lathyrus oleraceus (garden pea) is the source of this 648-nucleotide messenger RNA. Its product is annotated as UDP-glycosyltransferase 83A1. Lineage: Eukaryota; Viridiplantae; Streptophyta; Magnoliopsida; Fabales; Fabaceae. The transcript is spliced from 3 exons. The coding region runs from base 1 to 648 and encodes 215 amino acids. Gene Ontology annotation, molecular function: quercetin 7-O-glucosyltransferase activity; quercetin 3-O-glucosyltransferase activity. The record is from RefSeq and is a predicted model, not a curated record.
AUGGAAAAACCACAUGUUACGGCUGUACUUUAUCCAGUACAAGGGCAUCUAGUUCCUCUUAUGGAUUUAUCUCUCUAUUUAGUAAAAAAUGGUGUUAAAGUAACUUUUGUGAACACCAAAGAAAAUCAUGAUAGGAUCAAGAACUCAUUGUCAAGUGUAAAUGAUGUAUUAUCAUCUGAAAUUUGUCUAUUAUUGAUUUCUGAUGGAUUAGAAUUCAUAGAAUCUGUGUUGAAUGUUAUGCCGAAGAAAGUUGAGAAGUUUAUUGAAUGCAUUCGUGUUCUUCCUAAUCAGAGUAUUGGUUUGGCUCUUGAAAUGGCUGAAAAGAAGGGAAUUCCUUGUGCUGCUUUUUGUCCUGCUUCUGCAGCACAGUUGGAUUUGGGAUUGAGUAUACAAAAAUUGAUUGAUGAUGGAAUCAUUGACAAAGAUGAACUAUGUUUCGGUCUUGAACGGUCCAAUAGGCCUUUCUUGUGGGUUGCGCAUAUGGAUAUAACAGAACCGACGGAGAAUAUUUAUCCGAAAGGAUUUGAAGCAAGGGUAAGGGGAGGUGAUAGAAGUAGAAUGACGCUGAAUGAUACUCAUGAUUCUUCUCUUAUGAAACAUCAAGGAUAUAAUGCUAUUUAUGCAUCUUUCACUAAUGUUAGCAAAUAA